Molecule: messenger RNA, 7338 nt
Organism: Malaclemys terrapin pileata
Lineage: Eukaryota; Metazoa; Chordata; Testudines; Emydidae
Gene: CD93
Product: CD93 molecule
Exons: 2
Coding region: 2315-4207 (630 amino acids)
Molecular function (GO): calcium ion binding
Source: RefSeq, a predicted model, not a curated record
ACAGACAGAACAAAGUAAGUCACCAAGCAAAAUAAAAUAAAAUGUGCAAAUCUAUGUCUAAUCAAACUGAAUACAGAUAAUCUCACCCUCAGAGAUGCUUCAGUAAGUUUUUUCUCAGGCUGGACACCUUCCAGGCCUGGGCACAAUUCUUUCCCCUGGUACAGCUCUUGUUCCAGCUCAGGUGAUAGCUAGGGGAUUCUUCAUGAUGGCUCCUCCCUCCCUUUGUUCUCUUCCACCCCUUUAUAUAUCUUUUGCAUAAGGCGGGAACCCUUUGUCCCUCUGGGUUUCCACCCCCCACCCCCCCACUGGAAAAGCACCAGGUUAAAGAUGGAUUCCAGUUCAGGUGACAUGAUCACAUGUCACUGCAAGACUUCAUUGCCCACUUGCCAGCACACGCAUAUACAGGAAGACUCACAGGUAAACACAGCCAUCUGCAGACAAUGGUCCUGGUUAAUGGGAGUCAUCAAGAUUCCAAACCAUCAUUAAUGGCCCACACUUUACAUAAUUACAAUAGGCCCUCAGAGUUAUAUUUUAUAUUUCUAGUUUUAGUCACAAGAGUGAUACAGUUCUACAAAUAGGAUGAUCACACUCAGUAGAUUAUGAGCUUUGUAAUGAUACAAGAGACCUUUUGCACAAAGCAUAUCCCAGUUGCAUUAUAUUCACUUACUAUCAUGUUUUUAUAAAACCAUAUACACUGCACAACGUCACAACGGGUUUCAGCAAUGUCUUAUCUCUUGUUGGGCCCCAAACACCCUCUGAUCAAUACAACACUCCCUUUUCUCUAAUUCUUCCCCCAAUGCUCCACAACCUACCACUGUUCCUGAGCCAAAUUCAAACACAGUGUGAGCAGGUACAGUUCCAUUGACUUCUGAUUUAAAUCAAUCGACUUGGGCCUGCUUCUUUACACCCCAGCUCAGAAUUUAGUCCCCUCUCUUUAAAAAAGCUCUCCCAUGACCCUGAAGCUAUCUAUUGGCCCAUCCCUAUUUCCCCUUUCUCAAAGUUUUUGCAAAAGUAACUUCCUCCUUCGUCACUCCAACCACCUUUCCCACAAUAAUACGCUGGGCUAAUUUCUCUUUGAGUAUUGGUCUGGCCAUAGCAAAGAAAUCAUUCUUCUGCAGAGAGUUAAUAAACUUUUCCCUACUGAUGAUGGCUCCCUCUGCUUUCUCAGUCUCCUUGACCACACAGGCUUCUACACUGCAGACACAGUUCUGUCCUCUUGGACCAACUCUGUAGAUGUGAAGACAUCUCUGGCUUGCUGUUAUUCAUUCCAUUUUUGUCUCUCAACAGAGCUGUCCCUUGGGUAGGUCGAAUUGGGGAGACCACCCUGGGCUCCACACUUUGGGGGGCCCGCACCUCGAUAAAAUCGGCACUGUCCCGAUAUUUGGUCCUUUGUCCCGCAUCCCAACUGAUGUACGACCGGGACGCCAUUUGUCCCGAUAUUCAGAUUUGGAUCAAGCUGCAACUGAAUUCAUGAUACAACUGAUCACUGAUCUUCUGUAAAUUCUCCAAAACCAUUAACUUGGACUAUCAUUGGGCUGGUGCUCGAAAGUCCCCGGAGUAAGCAGCUGCAGUUCAGUGCUUUUCUUCUGUUUGAAGUGACUAGUUCUGGACAACGGAUUACUGACUAAGUGGGCUGCAUUUAGAAAACUCCCCACUGUAGUCUGAGUUGGAUUGGUGUCCUUAAACAACUUGGCUUAGUGCAUGGAGCUCAGACAUUCUCACGACCCAAUCCCUAUUUAAGGACUUUUCCAUCUAUUUAAAGUGCAAGAAUGAAGGGGGAAAAAGUGCUUGAAAUUAAUUGUGUGGAUGACAUAUAUGCACCAAGUAUUCCAUUUCUUCUAGAAGAUGAAAUGUUAACUAUGCUUAGGAUCAUAAUCAGAGAUUCCAUGCCUUUUUUUCUUCUCUCCAAUAGAUACUGGAAAACUAGAACUCCCUAUUGGGGGUUACAAAAAGUCACUGACGCGUAAGUAGUUUAAGUCCUUUAAAAAUAAAACAAGAAAGCAGCAUUCCAGCAAGUUUCUCAUACAAGGGGAGGGGAGCACUGGGCCAAAAUAAAGAAAGCCCUUUAAUGGUAAAUCUUUUUUUAAACUUGUAUUAAACCACUUCGCUUAAAGGAAGGUGAAGAAAAGCAGUUGAAUAUCUUGAUUGUUAUCCACAAACCACGAGGAUGAAGCCACCAGUAACUAAAAUACAGGAAAUUCUAGUCUCCGGUGAUAAAUAAGAGUCACAACAGCACAGGAUGCAUGCAGGGCAGCUCCUUGGGCCACAGGGAUCUGAAAGGCAAACAGCUUCAGCUCUUUUGUUCUAAUAUCUGAUGUGUGUCCCCUGCAGGUCCCAUCUGUGCAUCUGGUGCCUGGGACAGCAACAGCACCGAUCCUGCCACUCUCUGCCAGAUCAGACCAAAGCAAGCAUGGGAAUUGCCCUUUUCUACCUAGGCCAGGUGUUACUUUGGGGGGUGCCCUCAUGGGCGAGUGAGGAGGCAGAGGCCCUGUGCGCCCAGACCGCCUGCUACACCAUCCACUGGGGCAGGCACAAUUGGAUGGACGCCCAGGAGAAGUGCAAGAGCAACGGAGGCAACCUGGUGACCAUGAAGAGCCAGGAAGAGGCCUUGCAUGUCCAGGAUCUGCUAGCCAAGCUGCCCAGAAGGGAGGCCGGGCCAGAGGGGCAGGUGAGGCUUUGGAUCGGGCUCCAUCGGGAGAAGGGCAAGUGUUACCAGCAGCACCAGCGCCUCAAGGGCUUCAGCUGGGCCACGGGAGGGGAGGAGACCGACUACGCCAGCUGGCUCCGGGAGCCCCGAGAGACUUGCACGGGCCGGCGCUGCGUGAGCCUGCACUGGAACCCCACCGCCCCCGGCUCUUCGUGGCUGGGCUGGGCCGACGGGCCCUGCAACGUCUCCUCCGCCAGGCCCCAGGGCUACCUCUGCAAGUUCAGCUUCCAGGGCAUGUGCCGCCAGCUGGCGCUGGCCGGGCCCGGCAGCGUCACCUACACCACCCCCUUCGGCUUGGACAGCGCCUCCCUGGCGGCCGUGCCCUUCGGCUCCCAGGCCGCUGUGUCGUGCCAAGGCCAGGCGCCGGGACCCUUCCUGGUGUGCAGGGCGCAGGCGGGCGGCGGGUUCGAGUGGAGCAGCCCGGGCCCCCUGUGCGCCUCGCCCCGCUACGGCUGCGCCUACAGCAACGGGGGCUGCCAGCACCAGUGCCUGGAGCUGGCGGGCGGCUCUUUCCGCUGCGCCUGCCACGCGGGCUACCUGCUGGGCGGGGACCUGCUGUCCUGCUCGCCCGUGGACUACUGCAGCGCCCAGCCGUGCCGGGGGCCGGCCGAGUGCCUGGGCCGGCCGGGGGGCUUCGAGUGCCGCUGCCCCGCGGGCUACGAGCUGGCCGGGGACCAGGUGAGCUGCGCGGACGUGGACGAGUGCUUGGGGGAGCCCUGCCAGGGCGGCUGCGUCAACACGGCGGGGAGCUUCGCCUGCACCUGCCCGCCGGGCUACGAGCCCGCGGGGCCCGGCGGCCGCCGGUGCCGGGACGUGGAUGAGUGCGCCCAGGGCGCGCCCUGCGCCCAGCUCUGCACCAACACGCCGGGCUCCUUCCUCUGCGCCUGCCGGCCGGGCUACCAGCGGGACAGCGACGGGGCCGGCUGCCGGGACGUGGACGAGUGCCUGGGGGAGCCCUGCCAGGAGCGCUGCGUCAACCAGCCCGGCAGCUACCAGUGCCUCUGCCCGCCGGGCUGGGCGCUGGCCCCCAACGGCGUCUCCUGCCUCUCGGGCUCCAGCCCCACCACCCCCGGCAGCGCGGCCCCGUCCCUGCGCCCCCCAGGAGAAGAGGAGCCGGCGGCUGGGGGUGGACACCCGCCGGGCACCCACCCUGCUACGGAGAGCCCAGCCCCGCGCUCUGCUCCAACCAUCCGAGCCCAGCCAGGCGGAGCAGAGCCCAGCACCCUCCAGCCAGCUGCCGUCAGCAGCGCGGCAGGGCCUGGGGAACCCAUGAUGAAACCCGACGCUGACCAGGCCACCGAUGGCCCCAAACUGCUCCUGUACUAUAUCCUGGGUAGCGUGGUGGUUAUCCUGCUGCUGAUGGCUUUUGCCCUGGGCUUGCUCAUCUAUAGGAAGAGGAAAGCCAAGAAGGAAAAGAAGAAAGCCAGGAGUGCCACAGACAACUACUGCUGGGUGCUUGAGCAGGCAGAGAAAAAAGCAGUAGACAAUGACUACAGGUAAAGGCAGGAGUCUGCAGAGAGGGUAACCUGCUUGCAGGGAUUAGGGUAGCAUCAGGGUUCUCUGGAGAGAGGGAACACUAAACUAAGGGUAAUUGUGUGCAGCAGAGAAUAUUUCCCAUAUGAUAUAAAACGAUGCUUUCAUUAUGUGACUUAACUUUUGUUUUCACAUUCGAACCUGGGGUUUGGCAUUGUCUAAGUGUCAGAGGAACAGCCAGUCUGCCACUUAGAUCAAGAUCCCCAUACUGUUCCCACUGAAAUCAGUAUCAAAACUCCCACUGAUUUUAAUAGGACAAGGAUUAGGCCCAGCGUGAUAUGUUGCUUUUGAAAAAUAAAAGCAAUCACACCGAAGAGCUCAUUGGAACUUUCAAAAAGUUAAACAUCUUUACAAUCAGAAUAAUCAUGGCCCUGAUCUUGCAAACACUUGUGUACGUGACAGGUUUCAGAGUGGUACCCGUGUUAGUCUGUAUCAGCAGAAACAAUGAGGAGUCUUUGUGGCACCUUAAAGACUAACAAAUUUAUUUGGGCAUAAACUUUCGUGGGCUAAAACCCACUUCAUCAGAUGGAUGGAGUGGAAAAUACAGUAGGCAGGUAUAAAUACACAGCACAUGAAAAGAUGGGAGUUGCCUUACCAAGUGGGGAGGGGGUCAGUGCUAAUGAGCCAAUUGAAUUAAGGUGGAAGUGGGCUAUUCUCAACAGUUGACAAGAAGGUGUGAGUUUCAGCAGAGGGAAAAUUAGUUUUUGUAGUGACCCAUCCACUCCCAGUCUUUAUUCAGGCCUAAUUUGAUGGUGUCCAGGUGAGAAAGCAUAAGAGGAUGCAAGAUCAAGAAGUUAGGGAAAAGUAUUUGAGGAGGAGUUGCCCAUCUAUUGUCACUUAGGAUAGAAAAUAAUCCCCUUUGUCAAAAUACAGUAAUAUCAGAACCCAAACCAUGCCUGUUUUCCAGUUUUGCCAUUUACUUCAAUGGAGCAGCACCAUGCCUAUACAGAGUACAAAAGGUGCUAAAGAGGAAUAUGGAUCUGGUUAUAAGGGUACAUAUUUUUCCUGAAAUACCCACCACCUUUAUAUUCUUGCAGCUUUUCUUGUAUACUUGAGGCCACGUUGGCCAGAAAUGUGAACUUAACACAAAAGAGUUAGCUGUGAGCCUCACAGCUACAUCCUGUUCUUUUUAGUGUGUGGAGGAAAACCCUUUCCUGCUGUUUUUCUUCUCCAGUUAUCCAUUGUACAAAUCAAGAAAACAGGAAAAUGUAGCUUCUAGCAGCUGUAAAUGUUUUGAAUAGUUUGUAUAUGCUUCCAUUUCUCUGGACAGUAGUUGAAAGAAGCAGUGUACUCAUCCCUGGUUUGUUGGGAUGACCUGCAGAAAAUUCAUACCAUUUCUUUGUUAUGACACCAAUAAUCUAGUCAAGCAUUUAAGCAUGUGAGUAACUUUAAGCAUCUUUGUAAUCCCAACAAUAGGACUAAAAUUAAAUUUAUGCAUGUGUUUAAAUGCUGUGCUGGGUCAGGGCCUGUAUGAACAGUCACACCAACAAACUUUAAAAUUCUGAGAUUAUUAGCUUUGCUUUGUGUCAUUUUCAAAAUGUUUAUAAUCCUCAGUCUUUCCCCAUUCAUUUUAUGGGGGAGGGUUUCCAGGUGUUUCCACGUUCACUCUAUUCACCCAAAAUGAAUGGGAAACGAGAAAGUAUAGGUGUGAAAUCAUAAAGCCAGUGUAAAAUCUCACAUAUUCAGAAAGGUUAAUCCAUAAUCCUGAGUUUUUAGUACUAUAUAAAUUUUGUGUAUUCUGGUGUGUCUCACAGGAUUAUGAGUAAAAAAUUCUAAUCAGUUAAAGCCACCAAAAAACAUUGAUUUGCUGUGUAUGUAGGUUUAGCUUUAACUGCCCCUCAUUUUACCUUGAGGCCAGUUUCAUCUCAGUGGAAUUACACCAGUGAUGAAUUGAGCCCUCACUUGCUUUUUGCCAUGAAUCAGUUUCCUUGAUUCAGGUCUCAAUGCAAAGCCGAUUGAAGUCAGUGGAAAGACUCCCAUAGAUUUCAUUGGGCUAUGGAUCAAGCCUUGAAGUGAGUAGGAAUGGCAAAGAAACAGAUGAUGACAUCUAAAUGAAGAGUCAGGAGAUCCUAAAUGUUAAUGUGGGCUCUGUAUGUAUUUGUUCUGUGGCACUGGGCAAGUAUCUUCAGUUUCCUCAUCUGGAAAUGGGGAAUAAUAGUGUUUAUCUGGUAACCUCAUGUGGGCAUUGCGAGGACUGAUUUGCUAACACGUGUGAAAUGCUUUAAACACAGCAAGUGCUUUGUAUGUGUUAUUAUAUUCCUGUUAUGCCGGGGUUGUAUGCACAGACCUUCUCAGUGCUAAUGGGAAUUACCAGUGCUUAAAGUGCACCAGGUUUAAACACGUUACAGGCCCAGGAAAUACAAUUGCUAAGAAGCCAGCCAGCUUGCUGAGAUGCUCAAAUUUUUAGUACCACCUGAGGAACAUCCUUCUUGUUGGCGGCUUUCCCCAUUUGCCCACCUUUGGUGAAGAGCAGCGAAUAUGAGCAGCUGGAGAAAGCAGACAAGAGUCUUCUCCUCUUUCCCUUAGCAACCCAGUACCAAUCUCACAGGAUGCACAAGGGGAGCGGAAAGACUCCAGCAGUUCAGAGCAGCUCUGAUCCUUCCUUCCCCCGCCCCUCCUGUGAACAAUGGGACAGCUCCUCCCCAUCCCAACACCACCAGGCCUGGGAAGGGAUACAAGAGGCUCUCACUGCAGCACCUCCCUCUCCUUUCCUCCAGACCAGGGUGAAGAAUUCCAGGAGAUGCAGGAGGAACAGAGGUGAGGCUGGAUGGGCAGAACUACUGGGGGAAGGCAGAUGUGGGGAGAUAAGACCUCCCCACUUUUUCAGAUCCUUUUAAUCACUGGUAAUCCCAUGCGGCUGCCCACAUGUUGAAAUAAUACAUGCCAAAAAAUUUCUGUUCAUCACAGGUGCAUCAAUGUUACCUUUGUGUAUGAUGAUAUUACAAGUGUUCUCAAACAGUGUUUUCCUUUUUUAACUUUAACACUGUAAAUAGCAUUACCUCAGUGGAUACAUUGCGAUUCUGAUGGAAGCAUGUACAAAUAAAAUCCAAAUGAAAUGUGUCAUUGAUGCUUUGAAAUAAACAUGAUGUUAAUACUUA